GGCGAAGAAAUGUUUUGCCCAGGGUGUUCCGCUCGGGGAUGUCAAUCCCUUGGGGCGUGCUGCCAAGCCGAAGCAGGCCUUUCGUACAGAUGCUAAGUGUGCAGAUGGUUACGUGGUCUUGGGAGGCUGGGCUUUGCCUGAGACUGGGGGAACGGAGAACGCUCCUUGGUUCAGCUUGAAGAUCUUCCCGAAGGACGCUCCUUGGCUCUUCAAGGAAGAUGGAAGUUCUCAGUGGGCUUCCACCUCUGCUGAGUUUCUGGGAACCAUGGCGGCCCUGAAAGCGUUUGGUUGGCUUGAGGGCGGCUCUGUCGGCUGGCCUCUUAUGGGCCUGAUGAUGCAGAUGGCCGAUGUCUUGAUCGACAUUGGUGGCAAGCUUCGGUUACACUGGAGGCCUCGUGAGGAGAACCAAGAGGCGGACAACUUAACUAACGAAGUUUUCGAUGGGUUUGACGCUAAUAGGCGGGUUGCUUUGAGACUAGGGGAUUUGCCACUUGAGCUUUUCCUUUCUUUGCAGAAUGCCUAUGCUGACUUUGAUCAGAAGCGUAAGGAUUUCAAGAUGGUGAAUCCUGUUAAGACGCGCACCUCAAAGAAAAUCAAACUUGCCGAGAAGACCGCUUGGUGA
Symbiodinium necroappetens is the source of this 622-nucleotide messenger RNA. NCBI's taxonomy places the organism in Eukaryota, Dinophyceae, Suessiales, Symbiodiniaceae. The record is from the annotation of a GenBank genome assembly.